GAACACUGUUCUCAUGCGAGUCAAUAAUCAUUUGCGACGAUGGCGUCCGUGUCGACCAAAGGCCAGCGGUACAUCGGCGAAACCAGAAAUCAAAUCCGACACGGUUAUGGAGUCUACAAAUAUUGCAACAAGUUUUUCAAGUAUGAGGGAGAAUGGAAAGAAGGCAAGAAACACGGGCAUGGGAAACUUCUAAUGAGUGACGGUAGCUUUUAUGAAGGAGAGUUCAUCAAUGGGGAAAUCGAAGGUCACGGCUUCAGGAAAUGGGCAACCUCACGGAACACCUAUUCUGGCCAGUUCUACAAUGGAGAGCUCCAUGGCCAUGGGGUCAUGAAUUAUGGUCUUGGUGGGUCUUAUGAAGGGGAGUGGCAACACAAUAGGAGACAAGGUCAUGGUGUAUUAAAGCUUUCAGAUGGAACCCACUAUGAAGGAUCAUUUCAUAACAACAUCAGGCAUGGUGAAGGGUCGCAAACAUAUGUAAAUAAAGAUCAAUAUGUUGGUGAUUGGAUAAUGGACAGAAGACAGGGAAGUGGGGAAUUACGAUGCAAUGAUGGAACAAUAUACGAUGGUCAAUGGAGGAAUGAUAUGUUUAAUGGCCAAGGGACCAUGAUUCACUGUUCAGGGAUGGUGUAUGAAGGAAUGUGGAUCAAUGAUAAACCCGCACAAGAAGCAGCCGAGAUCGUGAUCCUUGGUGAAGAGAUCAUUGAGCUCCAGCAGGGCCAGCCUUUCACCAUCGAGGUGGAGGUAAGGACAGCCGAUGGCGAGGUCGUCGACUGCGAGCAGAACCGUCGGCUGAGGGUAUCAGCAGGCUUCAAGCACUACGUCCCGAACCAGGGAAUGCCGCUCUUUGAUCUCAUAGAAGAGAUGGAAGAAAUACCCAUCCCAACGCCAUAUGGUUACGAGGUUGUAGCUUACCCCCUCACGGACUACGACAAUCUAAAAGAGAAGUUAUCAGAAUCUUUCUUAAAGCCUUCAACUGCUGCCACGGAUGCGCUGACUGUGGUAACGGAUGCCAUGACUGCAGAUAAUGUCAGUGUAACGUUGGAAGAGGACGGGGAAGGAGAGGCAGAGCUGGGGCCAGAGGUUGCGCCAAGCACUGAGAUACCGCCUAGUACAGCUGCUGAAACGACGAUAGCCCCUAGCGAGAUGACAGGAGAAGAGAUCUCGGAGUCACCCCUCCCUCCCCCUGUCGAUCAUAGGGUAGUGGAAAAAGGAAAAGCAGAAUUCUUGGAUGUAGUUCUGCCUCCCGCUCCAUUCGGCUAUCAACCCUUUUCCAUCCUCGACAUCACCCUUGAGGAAGAAGCCCAGAAGAAGGCCAAGAACUCCAAAACGGCCGGUCUAGCGAACCAGCUUAGAAUCGGGGCCAAACUCAACAAGAGUAUAGCUUCUCCCACGCCUAGUGGCAAGUAUUCUUUAGUUUCUCCUUCACCUAGCGCCCAUGGCCGCUCUGCCACUGGCACGCCGAGCGGCAAAUUGCCCUCGGCCGUGUCUCCUUCACCUAGCGUAGACCGCAAGACACAAACACCCGGUAUAGAUCAAUUUUCUGUUGAUAAACUCAAGGACUUCAAGCUGAGCAAAGCAAAGAGAGAGAAGUACUAUGGCGACCUCAGAUAUGCAAGACCAGGUGAAUACGUGAUCAUGGUCGAUGACAUCACUGAGCCCCCUUUCCGCGGGUUCCGUCUUCCUACGGCCUUCUGUCUGGUGAGGAUAGCCUUCCCCAAGAAAACCAAGAAAGUGACGAAAUCCAAGAAGGAUUCUAAGUCAAGCACCAAGUUGGCUGCAGGAGGUGACUGACACAUGGACAGAUAAAUUGUGACUAGUUGUUGUCAACGAGUUACAGCUGGUUUCAACCGGUCACAACUGGAUUGGCCACAACUAGUUCCAGCUGCCACCUUUUUGUGGAACAAUUUACACUUAUUUGAAUGCAAUCGAAACAAGUGCCUGCUUCGAACUCCAAGGGAGUGUUCCAACAAAGGAACUGUCAGAUGUUUUAUCUGACAAGGUCUAUUUUAUCCAUCAUUUACUCACAAUAACAGUGCUUCUAAGCCAAUCAAAAUCAAGGAAAGUGGUCAUAUCUGACAACCUGUCAGAUCACAAAUUUUGAUAAAACAGUCCACUAGGCUCUGUAAUGCAAAGGUUUGCACACAAUCUUCAAACGGCAAUGGCCGAUCCAGAUCAUUGUUACUUGUGCAUUUCGUUCAAAAUGCUGAUCAGGAACCAAUUAGAUUGGUGCUUUCAUAUAUGCAAAUCCAUUUCAAACCUUUGUGUUUUGGCCAAAUGGAUUCUGGAGCAAAGGAUCUUUUCAAGAGGAGAUGGAUUAAAUGAAAGAAGUUCCUCUAUCUGUAUCUUGGUUGUGCUGUAGACAUGCUACUGAGAGGAAAGUUUCUGUUAAAGAAGACUGUCUGUGGUAUAGAGGACUCUUGGCCAGUCUUCUUGAUAAAUGGAACUUGGAAGAAAUUCAAGUUUAUGGCAUUGGAUUGAAUGUUUGUUUAUGUCCAUUGCCACGUAAGACAAAGCUUAGCCAUUGAUCAUGGAGCUGCUGAUUUGUAUAAUUGAUCAUACAAAAUACUUAAUGUAAUCAGUCAUAGAAAUCAACGCUAUGAUGAAGCAUGAAGCUUUAUGUUACGAGGCUCUGAUAUCAACAACGCAAACAGUAUAAUUCUCUCUAUUUUGAACAAGGGACACUUUAUUCAAUCCAUAGAGAUUUAUCUCUCUCUUUAUUGAUCCAUAGGGAUCUUGAUACAGAUUAUUGUCAGGGAGAGAUAGAGAAACUCAUUAUGUUUGAUAAGUGUAAACUUUAUGAAGUUUUGUCAUUUCAUCUCUAAAAUAGGUGUAUAAUAUAAAGGGCACAUCACCAGAAAAUGCCAAAUGAGCGAAAAUGUAUAUUUAUAAUGUAUGAGAUGUAAAUAAAUGGAUAUUUAUCUGUAAAUAAUUGAUAUUCUAUUUUUUACACAUUGUUUAUGGUCAUGAAUUUGACAUUCCUGUUUUUAUCCAUUAGUACUACAAUAUUCUUUUGCUUAGUGUCGGGGGGUAAAAUUGAGGACGGUAAAAAUACAAGUUCAAUAAUCAUCAACGGUCAAUAACAGGAACAUAAUCAUCAGCAAACAUAACAGAAAUGAAGAAAGAAAAUAGAAUAGAUUAAGUCAGGGACAGUCAGACCAAGACAUUGGCCCGUAUUCUGAAGUCAGGUUUAACUUAAACUCAGGUUUAAAGUUGUGGUUUAAGUAUGGAGAGCCAACUGUUACAUAAAUCACUAACAGUAGAGAUAUCAUACUUCAGCUCAUUUGGCUCACAAAUCAUUCAUAAUUGUCUAAGAAGUAUAAACAGAUUAUUGUCUUCACCAUCGAUGAAUCAGGAAAGAGCACAGUAAACAUAAGAAACAUACAACUUACAAACACAAAUACAUGUAUGUUAAAAUUUGAAGUACAUUUACGUAAAUAUUUUUUUGUCCAUUGCAAUUAAACAAUCAACUUACUUUUUGCAUUGCCUUUUUCUGCAGUUCAUGUGUUAUUAUGUAAUUAUAUGUAUGAAUUCUGUAUGUAUUUAUGUUUUUAUUUGGAAGCUCAUUGUAUUACAUAUUUUCUACACUGAUAAAAUGUGAUGGAGAGUUUUCAGUACUAUUAAAGCAGGAAUCAUC
Messenger RNA from Lytechinus pictus (painted urchin), 3634 nucleotides. RefSeq names its product MORN repeat-containing protein 1-like. The coding region runs from base 40 to 1791 and encodes 583 amino acids. The transcript is spliced from 13 exons. Lineage: Eukaryota; Metazoa; Echinodermata; Echinoidea; Temnopleuroida; Toxopneustidae. The record is from RefSeq and is a predicted model, not a curated record.